Molecule: messenger RNA, 812 nt
Organism: Gymnodraco acuticeps
Lineage: Eukaryota; Metazoa; Chordata; Actinopteri; Perciformes; Bathydraconidae
Gene: ptges3l
Product: prostaglandin E synthase 3 like
Exons: 7
Coding region: 132-605 (157 amino acids)
Biological process (GO): protein folding; chaperone-mediated protein complex assembly
Cellular component (GO): nucleus; cytosol
Molecular function (GO): protein-folding chaperone binding; Hsp90 protein binding
Source: RefSeq, a predicted model, not a curated record
UUAGAUAUAGGCUACAGGGCCUGGCCACUGCAUUAGAGCACACAGGACAAACCAGCCACAUGCUUUUUACUUUCAGGCAGUCAAAGGGAUCACAAAAUUAGUUUCCGUUUUAAUACUACGCAAGAAUAACAAUGAACAAGAUUACAAUUGUGAGACCAGAGGAGAGCCAGCCAGCACGUGCGAUUUGGUAUGACAGAAAGAAAUACGUCACCGUCAAAUUCAUUGUUCAUAAACCUAAAGAUGUCCAGGUGGAUAUCCAGCCAGACAAAAUGAUUUUAUACUGCAAAAACGACACAGAUGAUGUCUUCUACAACGUGCUGCCCUUCUAUGAAAACAUUCAAAUUAAUGACUCCAGAGAAAGAGUCUAUGACCGCAGCAUCCAUAUCUUGCUCAGGAAGCUUAAGCCUGAUUAUUCAUGGCCUCAUCUCCAGAAGGAUGAGGCUAGGCCCAGCUGGAUUUCCGUGGACUUUGAUAACUGGAGGGACUGGGAGAAUGAAGUAGAAGAUGGAAAGGAAGAGUUCGAUAUGUACGCGGAUAUGAUCAAAGAAAUGUCUUCCAAGAACAAAGGAGAAGCACCAGAUAUGGACGAUCUUGAUUCUGACUGAGUAAACGUCACCUGUGUUGAAGGCCACGGUAACUUGAUAGGACACUGAAGACAGUGCUAUUUGCUGAAGUUUGUGGAUGAUUUGAUAUACUCAUCCAAAAAUACUGUUUUUAUGUAAUUGAUGUUUUCUAUGGGAUUAUUUAAUGGUAUUUUAUUGUCCACUGUUUCCUGACAUAUUGGUAAUUUGAAUAAAAACAAGUGAAUCAAC